Pseudocercospora fijiensis CIRAD86 is the source of this 513-nucleotide messenger RNA. RefSeq lists its product as uncharacterized. The transcript is spliced from 2 exons. The record is from RefSeq and is a predicted model, not a curated record. The coding region runs from base 1 to 513 and encodes 170 amino acids. NCBI's taxonomy places the organism in Eukaryota, Fungi, Ascomycota, Dothideomycetes, Mycosphaerellales, Mycosphaerellaceae.
AUGGCGACGACAGGGCUAUCAGCUCCAAGCAAUGAAGCUGCAGGCUCCUCAACAACAAGAGAAAGCACAAGUCCCUGGGCCAGCAAAUAUCGCGGCGCCGUAGUAGAAGACCUCGAUCCCUCCGCCGCCUUCUCAGUAAAACCCACUACGCCAGUAUUCGAAGCCAUGAUGUCUGCGCUAGAACGCGACUAUGACCAUUUGACCGUGAUCGACGAGCACAAAACUCUCCUUGGCUACAUGUCGGUGCCGCGAUUACGGCAGCUCCUUGAGACCAAGCAGUUUCAAGAAUCAGAUCCGGUCGAGAAAGUGAUGCAGAAAUUCCAGAGGAAAGGCAAAAAGUAUAAGCUGAUUACGAUGGAAACACCCCUUGAAGAUUUGGAGGCAUUCUUUGAUGGGAAAUUUGGUGGACACAAGAGUGACUUUGCGGUGGUGACGGAUCCCGGGAGGAGGUUUGUGCUGGGCGUGGCAACGAAAGAUGAUUUGAGGAAGUUUGCGGAGAGGAGACCGAACUGA